AUGGCCGUACCAUCCUCUCAGUUUGAAGUCAACACAGCCGCGACAUCCCAGGGUAACUCCCAGACCUGUACGGCCUCCCAGAACAAUACAUUCUCCAAGCCCACAUCCAACAAACGCAAAGAAAUGGCUUCUCCUCCUGUUGCCGGUUCGCUGAACCAAGGAAAGAAGCGUGGUGCUUCUGUACCUGCUUCAUCGUCAACCCAGGAUGUCAAUGAGACCGCUUUCGAGGAUGGAUCUGAGAGAGAGGAUUGGCUGGUUGCACGACUCCAGGACCCUUCCAUAUCCCUUCCACCUCGGGCCGACAAAAGGCAUCCAAGGGAGAGUCGGAUGAGGUUCAAGGCGGAUGUUCACAGGCAACUGGCGGAGGAGUUCAACAACAUGCAGUUCAAGAUGCCGCACUCCAGACGAUUCUACAGUACCACCCUCAACGGCAAUGGAAUCAAGUCCAAGAUAAAACGCAUUCAAACAACAUUCAUGACAGCGCACAACCUUCGAGGCCCCUCUGGAUAUGGCGGCACGGAUUUGGAGUCAUGGAAAACUGCCAUCAUGAAAGAAUGCCGUUAUUUUUUCGAACUGCUUCCGGCUUGGGGUCAGAAGUGGAGCGAUGGCGUAGUAUUUUACGCAGACUCGAUGACGGACUUGACGGACGAUCGCAUCACAGACAACAUAAAAGACCUGAACGAGGCGACGCGCAUGUCAGUACAAUUGGAGUAUCGGAAAGCAGAGAUACAGGGACGAAUCAGGAUGAUGGAGAGCGAGUCGAGCCUAAUGGAAAAGGAGAUAGCAUUGAGGGAGAAGGAGAUGGUCUUCAAACUGCGACUGGAGGAAAUCGAAGCCAGAAAGGCAGAGGCUAUCGCCAAGGUGCAGGCAGAAAAGGAAUUAGCAUUGGAGCGAGAGCGAUGGAUGUCUAAGCACAAUUCACCUGGUCUAUAUUGUGGAAAGAAGGAAGUAUGGAUUCCGACAGGCAGCUUCAAAAAUAAAAGUCCUUCGCCAAGCGCUAACCAAAGUAACCAAUAA
Linnemannia hyalina is the source of this 1017-nucleotide messenger RNA. The record is from the annotation of a GenBank genome assembly. NCBI's taxonomy places the organism in Eukaryota, Fungi, Mortierellomycota, Mortierellomycetes, Mortierellales, Mortierellaceae.